UUUUAGUGAAAAAAGUUUAAAAGAGGUUGGUCUAGAGAAUCUUGAAUCACUCUGGUCUCUGCCACGUUCGCAUAAACAUACCAUCCGUUGUUCAUUUCUUGUGUGUUUCAGUCUAACAAAAAACAACUGCCAAAAUGUGUGACGAUGAACCCUCUGCCCUCGUCGUAGACAAUGGAUCUGGCAUGUGCAAGGCUGGUUUCGCUGGUGAUGACGCCCCUCGUGCUGUCUUCCCAUCCAUUGUUGGCCGUCCUCGCCAUCAAGGUGUGAUGGUAGGUAUGGGUCAGAAGGACUGCUAUGUUGGUGAUGAGGCUCAGAGCAAACGUGGUAUCCUCACUCUGAAGUAUCCCAUUGAACAUGGCAUUAUCACAAACUGGGACGACAUGGAAAAGGUGUGGCAUCACACCUUCUACAACGAGUUGCGUGUGGCUCCCGAGGAACACCCAGUAUUGUUGACCGAGGCCCCCUUGAAUCCAAAAGCCAAUCGCGAGAAGAUGACUCAAAUCAUGUUUGAAACAUUCAACUCACCUGCCAUGUAUGUCGCCAUCCAAGCCGUUUUGUCUCUAUACGCCUCCGGCCGUACCACCGGUAUUGUAUUGGACUCCGGUGAUGGUGUCUCGCACACUGUCCCCAUUUAUGAGGGAUACGCUUUGCCUCAUGCCAUCCUGCGUUUGGAUUUGGCUGGCCGCGACUUGACUGACUACUUGAUGAAAAUUUUGACCGAAAGAGGUUAUUCCUUCACCACUACAGCUGAACGCGAAAUCGUCAGGGACAUCAAGGAGAAAUUGUGCUAUGUCGCCCUGGACUUUGAACAAGAAAUGGCCACUGCUGCUGCUUCCACUUCAUUAGAAAAAUCAUACGAAUUGCCCGAUGGUCAAGUAAUUACCAUUGGCAACGAACGUUUCCGUUCCCCUGAAGCUCUCUUCCAACCAUCCUUCUUGGGCAUGGAGUCUUGCGGUAUUCACGAAACUGUUUACCAAUCCAUCAUGAAGUGUGAUGUCGACAUCCGUAAGGAUUUGUAUGCCAACAAUGUGCUGUCCGGUGGCACCACCAUGUACCCUGGUAUUGCUGAUCGCAUGCAAAAGGAGAUCACUGCCUUGGCUCCAUCCACCAUUAAGAUCAAGAUCAUUGCUCCACCAGAAAGAAAAUACUCCGUAUGGAUUGGUGGUUCCAUCCUGGCUUCAUUGUCCACCUUCCAGCAAAUGUGGAUUUCAAAACAGGAAUACGAUGAAUCUGGUCCCGGAAUUGUCCACCGUAAAUGCUUCUAAGUCCAAUUGCAAUUCAUUUAAGCGUAAAAGACACAAUGUAUCACUCACGACGCCAACACCGUCAUCUGAAAGCAGCGUUGUGAACAACGUCACCGACUUAAUGUCAAUGUCCUUUUUGUAUAUUUUUUGUUCAUUUUUGUUUUGUAAGUAAAUAAUAAAAAUAAUAUAUACAAUUA
This is a messenger RNA of Musca vetustissima, 1441 nucleotides long. Its product is annotated as actin-5, muscle-specific. NCBI's taxonomy places the organism in Eukaryota, Metazoa, Arthropoda, Insecta, Diptera, Muscidae. Gene Ontology annotation, biological process: mitotic cytokinesis. The record is from RefSeq and is a predicted model, not a curated record. The coding region runs from base 135 to 1265 and encodes 376 amino acids. The transcript has 3 exons.